AUGAUCACUUACCCGUCAGGGAAGGCAUGGAGGAGCGGCUCAGAGAACUCCCCCAAGCGCAGUGAUGACCCAGAUUUCAGUGGCUGGAACCCUUCACCCGGCAAACUGCAGAAGGUGCUGCGAAGGGCCGAGUAUAAUCUGUUAAGCAAAGCGCUGAUCUUCGAGGGCAACUUUGUGCAGGUGACCAAGAGGGGCGAAUGCAUUGGCAUCCACAAUCACCCCAAUAUUGUUGUCAUGGGCAUACUGGCUAGGAAACCCAGCAUGCUACUUCCAGACUUGAUGAUCAUUGGCCGGGAAAAACAAAGGAUAGGAGCAAAAUACCCCAAGCUGAAAGAGCUGGAAAUAACGCGGUUGAUCCCUCUUCAGCUGGUGGAGAUUUUUGUUCACAACUUGGAACAGCGGCAGCUGAAAGUGCAGAUCGUGACUGGGCAAAAAUACUACCUGCAGCUCUAUGCCCCCGAGAAGGAAGCGGACUUCCUCUUUGAUCGCUGGCUGCGCCUCAUCUACCUACUGCAUGUGGCCAAGGGCAAGAUAAAUGCACCGCCAAGCAUUGCCUCUAAGGAAUCUGGAGUUCACACCAUAUGGAAGACUGCGAGCUUGCGCACUGUGCCCAGGAAACAACACUGGCUACCAGCCAUCAUGAAUAAAGGGUCCACUGGGCAGCUGAAGGAGCAGCUACAGCAGGCCAGUCCCUCCAGGGAGAAGUCAAGAUCCAUGCAACGUGAUACUGCUUCAAAUCAAAGCAACUUAAAAUCAGAAGGUUUCACUGGAUCCUCAUUUUACUCAUCUCAAGGAUUCCCUGGAACCUCACCAAGUGACGGGCCCACUUACACAGAUCAAUCUGUGUAUUCAGUUCCAAGGAGCCUAAAUUGGAAAACAUCUAAGCAGCCAGUAGCAUCCCAGACUGACCCUUCCAGUUCUGGAAGGUCUCAGACUCAGAAGCAGUCCCUAUCAAAACAGACUUCUCUCCAUUCCUCACCACAAGCUCAUGUUUCAAUGGACAUAGAACCUUCUCAAGCAGCUGGUUGCUCCACACCAGUGAGUCAGAUUAACACCAGAGGACCUGAUCAAGCAAGGAAUGUGGGACAUCCCUAUGCCACAAGAGAAACCCCCACACUGGUAACAUCAUCUGAAUCUGAGCCUGCUGCUAUCAAACUGCAAAAGAGUAAAAAAUCCAGUGCUUUGGUACAAAGCACAUCCAAGAGGAGCUCUGAGCUCCACAGGGAGAAGGAUGCUGCCACCAAGCAGCCAAGCAAAAGUCCCAGCUCUUCAGAGCCCAUCAGUCCUCUGUCACAAGGAAGAGAAGGCAAGGCCUCCCGAAGCCUAGCAGCUAAGCAGAGCCAGCCCACAUCCAGACCAGCUUCUAUAGGAGUACCAUCAGCCAGCCCUCCCCCGAGAUCCCGCAUCUCAGUAGCUGCUGGUCCUUCUGAGGCAGGUGCCGUGUCACCAGCAGCUGGCCGAUCCAGACCAGCCAGCCGGGAAGCUCAUGUGGUUUCAGAGAAAUAUGGGACCUCAGUCUCUCCUUCUAAGAUAGAAAACCAGGGCCAGAACAGUGACCCAUAUUCAAAGACAUCCAGAAUACCGCGUAUCAGGCCCCGUUCAUCUUCGAGCCCCUCCCCAGACUCCACAUCUCGGAAUUUGUCACAGAAGGGAAAGGAACCUGUGAUGCAAGUCCGCAGGACAACAGCAUCAGUAGGAGUGGGGCCUUCUCAAUCAGGUUGGAAGAAUGUGGCAGUGGGCCCCUCCAAACUGGCUAGCCUAGUUUCAAAGAGGUCCAAAAAGCAAACAUCAGGAACAGACAAACAAAGUGAAGCGAAAACAAAAUCCCAUGGAGGGACAAGUAAGGAACCAUCCAGCAGCCAGAUGUCUGAGUCCAGGAGCAAACUGAAAAAGGCUCUGAGUACAGCCAAACAAAAAAGCAGCAUUACUUUCGUGACCAUCUUUAGCAUCCUGUCCUCAUCCGUGGAGGCAAUGAAACACUCAAAGAGCAGAGAUGAUGCUAAGCAUGUGGCUGCCAAGCCUUCCAAACGUGUAACAAUCUCUGGUGUGAUUGGCCCAUCAGGAAAAAAUGUCCUGCAAGAUGAUGAGGAGGAGGGAAAUCCCGAAGGCAGCACUCUGAACAUGGAUGUAGGCACCAGUACAUCUGCUAUGAGGGGGUUGGAGACAGAAGAGCACUCAUCUUCAAAGGUCUACUCUUCCAUGGCCAAAGGAGUUCCUGGAGGAAGAACUCCUGGAGCUCUGGGUGGCAUUUCAGAAACAGCAGAACACUUGAGGUCAGGUAGCCGGACCACUGCCAAGGAGCCUUCUGUGGCAAGCACAACUUUUCGGGAGCCCAGAGAAACCAGACCCACAGGACAUCCCAGCAUAUCUCCCUUGGGGAAUCAAGAUGUAGCUAAAAGGUCUUUAGUAGUAUCAAAAUCCUCUGAGAAAUCUAGACUCUCCCCUGUCCCUUCUAAGCCAGGCAGCAAAGUACCCCAAAUGAAACCGACCAGUCCAGGGCCCUCCAAAAAUCUCCCAACCUCCAGGGGAGCCCUUAGAAAAACAGAUGUGGCUACCUCCCCUCCAAGAUCAAAGAUAUCUGUGGGUGUGGGACGCUCAGCAGUAGACAUGGUCUCUGUAGCAGUUGGUCCCUCUGUCCCUGACAACAGGAGCAGAGUCUUGAAGCAGGGAGAGUCCAGUGCGCUGCCUCCACAGAGGAGCCGAACAGCUGAGGCUCAGAGGUCAGGCUCCCAGUCUGUGGCAGUAUCCAGCCUUCUUCCCAAAUCCCCCAUUUCGAUGGGUGUGGGUUGCUCCACAGCAGAAACCAAAUCUGUGGGAGUGGGGCACUCAGCCAUGGACACAUUUUCCAAAGCUGCUGGUCCUCCCAUGCCAGCAAGUUCUCCCCAUGUUGCCAUGGGUGCGGCAGACACGGUUUCUGAAGCAGCUGUUGUGAAGAUGGAAGGCAAGUCUGUAGCCAAGAUGAAGAAACAGAAGAAACCACAGAAACCCAGAAAAGCUACUGCCCCUAAACUUCCCAGUGGACCUGACCAACAAGAACACAGAGAGACAUCUCACAGAAGUCAGAAAUGAGAUGGCUCAAAAAGACCCUGUCUUGAUGGAGUCCACAGUGUCUUAGCCCAAUAUACACAGAGGCCAGUUUCUGAAGCGAUCCGGAGCUGCCAUAUGAGAGAAAAAGGAGAAACUCAUUUCUAUAAAUAU
Varanus komodoensis (Komodo dragon) is the source of this 3198-nucleotide messenger RNA. RefSeq names its product family with sequence similarity 71 member E2 (gene GARIN5B). The transcript has 12 exons. Gene Ontology annotation, cellular component: nucleus. NCBI's taxonomy places the organism in Eukaryota, Metazoa, Chordata, Lepidosauria, Squamata, Varanidae. Bases 1 to 3069 code for a protein of 1022 amino acids. The record is from RefSeq and is a predicted model, not a curated record.